AUGUGCAUCAGCCAGCCGGUAUCUUCAUCAAGCCGGAAGUCCUGCCCAAGCAGAUCUCAGGUCAGAAACAGGCAUUCCAAGCAAAGUUCCAAACGGCAUGUAGAUUUGGUGACUGAUUACAAGACAAGACCAGACCGUAUGAACUUUAGAUGUUCAGAAAGUGAAAAAUCACUCGAAAUCCAAGUAGAUGGCUAUGUGCAAGUCUCAAGCCAGUUUGUUCUAAUUCCGGGUUCCACAUACUUCAAAACCAAUAACGACGGGACUCCUCCACAAUGGGACGAAGUCUCGUUCGUGAAAGUUCUGAACAAAGGCGAUUUAGUGUGCCCUAUAUGUCUUUAUCCUCCUGUCACACCACGAAUGGGAAAGUGUGGACAUAUCUACUGUUGGCCCUGUGCAUUACAAUAUAUAAAAUACGAAAAUGAAUCCGACAUCAAGAAGUGUUCUGUCUGUCCGUCCCUGUUGGCACUUAAUGAGUUGAAGAGGGUAUCCUUAACCUGUAUUACCCCAACGAAGGUCGGUGACGAGAUACGCUUGGAACUAGUUAAGCGUUCAGGACCUUGUGUAACUCCUCUUUUAUCUCCUCAAACUUGUGAAUCUACAUCUGGGCCACUUUUCGAGUGUGUAUGCGUCGCUGAUCCAGUAACAAUAAAGAACAUUCACGAGUCUGAGAUUGAUGAACUUCGUACGUAUAGAACUAUUUGUGAAGUAGAUGAAAACAACAUGGAGCUGAUUCCGUUCAUUGACUUUGUAUUUGAAGAGCUGAGUCAGGAAGAAUUGCUUCAAAAACCUUGCAGUAACAGUUCAGCUAAGCCUUGUGAAUCUUGCAGUCAAGAUAUUAAUGAAGUUUCUACAAAUAAAACCUACUUUUACCAAGCUGCUAAUAGUCAACCUAUUUUCUUGGAUAGCCUAGGUUGGCGAUGUCUGCUAACCGAGUACACAGAGGUGCAAAACCUUCCGAAAGAGAUUGUCGCAACUGUCGUAUCAACCAGAAGUUUUCGGAUGAAUCCAUCUUUGCGAAAACCACUGAGAUAUCUGAACCAUUUACCUGACGGAUACGCUUUCAAUUUAGUGGAAAUAAAGCUAGAACCACCGUUGGUAUCUGAGCUAACACUGUCUCAUUUUGCAACAGCUUUGAAUAACCGUGCAUUGGAACGAGAUCGAAGUCGUCUUGAGGAUCUGAAACUUACUGAGUUGAAAGAAGCAGCUGAAAACCAAUUUAUGUCAUUGCGUGAAUUAAUCAGUCGAGCAUGUAUACCUGGAAUAUUAAACAAAGCUUAUGAUCAUACUGGAACAAAUUCUUUAAAUCUUUGUGAAUUAUGCACUGGUGGUAAUGCUGAUCGAUGUCGUCGAGAUAAUUUAGAAUUGUAUUAUGGAGAUGCUGGAGCAUUUCGAUGUUUAAUAGAAGGUGCAGAUAUCGCGUUUGCUCGACAUACAACAGUUCAUACCAAUACUGGUGGAAGAAAUCCAAAUUUUUGGGCACGUGAUUUACGUGAAGAUAAUUAUGAAUUAUUAUGUCCAGAUGGGAGACGUGCUGAAGCACAUGAUUGGUUACAUUGUAAUCUUGGCAAAAUUCCGAGUAAUGUUGUAGUGACAGCUAAUUAUAAAUCUGAAAAUGAACGAACUAAUAUGUGGCGUUUAUUACAAUAUGGUCAAGAAUAUUAUUCAUCUGAUAAUGAUCCAGUUUUUCAAAUGUUCAAUUCUGAAUUUGGUCAAAAAGAUUUAAUAUUUAGUGAUGAUACAGAGAGUUUAAAUUUAAUUCCAUGGGAAAAUCAAACUUACGAAGCAUGGCUUGGUGUAAGAUUUAUACAAAUUAUUGAAAAUUUACAAAUUAUAUCAAAUCAGUAUGAAAAUGGUUUAUAUAAUAAUAAUGGUAUUAGUAUACAUCAUAAAUUAAUCAAUCAAUCGACAUUGUAUCAUUAUGUCAGCCGAUAUCUGUUAACUAUACUGAUUUGUUUUUAUACAUAUGUUAACUGUUAA
Molecule: messenger RNA, 1977 nt
Organism: Schistosoma turkestanicum
Lineage: Eukaryota; Metazoa; Platyhelminthes; Trematoda; Strigeidida; Schistosomatidae
Source: the annotation of a GenBank genome assembly